Molecule: messenger RNA, 4827 nt
Organism: Pedinophyceae sp. YPF-701
Lineage: Eukaryota; Viridiplantae; Chlorophyta; Pedinophyceae
Source: the annotation of a GenBank genome assembly
AUGUCCGGCGACACGCACGACGGCCUGAUCGGCGCGGACGAGGCUCUGCGCGCAGCGGGCCUGCCCGACGCUGCGUCGCAGAAGGAGUGGGCGGACGUGUGCCGGACCGUCGCGCGCGAUGACGUCCCGCUCAUGUCCGGCGCGCGCACCGCGGGCGAGCCCGACUCGGAGCUCGUUGACGCCGCGGCAGCGCCGGGAGGCGACGCGGCGCGGGACGCGGGGGAGCCGGCGUUUGCGUUCGCGGGCGACGACGGCGAGGGGCACGACGCGCUCGACACGGACGUGGGGCCCGGUCUCGGCGGCCCCGGCGCGCCGACCGUCGCCAGCAUCGAGGCGCUCAUCCGCGGCCUCGAGGCGGCGCUCGGCGGGGGCGACGCCGGGGCCGCGGAGCCGCAGCGGGCGCCCGCGAAGACGGAACCUGCGCGGGACCCGAUGGUCGCGUUCCACCGGCUCCAGCCCGUGUGCGCGCGGCUGUUCGAGCAGGCCUGCGACGCGCGGGCGCUGGCGGGGACGCUCGAGGAGCUCGAGGGCCUCGUGCGGGACACGGACCGCGAGGACAUGCGCGCGCCGGGCGUCGCGGACUUCCUGAUGUGGCCGCUGCUGAUGAUGAUGGAGUCGGCCAGCGGCGCGGGGGGCGAGGCGGCCGCAGCGGGCGGAGCGGCGGACGCGGACGCGGACGGCCCGGCGUUCCCCGCGGCCGCGGCGUCGGAGCGCGUGGUCGAGCGCGUGCUGUCGUGCACGUGCGCGGCGCUGGAGCAGUGUCCCUGCGCGACGGGGGAGCAGCUGGUGGAGCUGCUGGGCCGCGCCGCGCCGCUGGCCGCUGCACCGUCGGCGGGCGAGGAAGCCGUGCUCGGCGCGCUCGAGUGCGUGCGGCUGGCGCUCGGCGGCGGCCCCGGUGCGGCGGACGACGUCGAGGACGACGGCGACGGCGCCGCGACGGCUGGCGCAGCGCGCAGCGACGGCGGCGCUGACGAGCUGGCGGGGCGACUGGCGGGGAUGCAGCUCGCGGAGAGUCCCGUCGAGACGCUGCGGGAGCCGGAGUCCGCGGGGCACCUCGGGGCGACGCUGGGCAACCUGCUCGCAGUUGCGCGCCGCGAGUGCGAGCGCGGGGCGCGGGGGAGCCCGGCGGUGCGGCUGGCGGCCGUGCGGGCCGUGCGGGCGCUGGUGUGCGCGGUCGCGGACGGCGACGCGCUCGCGCCGUUCCUCCCCGGGCUUGUGUCGGGCCUGGCCCGGUGCAUCGUGGCCUGCGUCGGGCAGGGGGGGCCUCCGCCCGAAGUGGGCGCGCUGGCCGCGGCGCGGCCGCUCGCAGAGACGGUGCUGGCGCUGAGCGACUCGGUCGUGCACGCCACGGCGGACGCGACCUUCCUGGACGGCACGGCGCGGCGCGCAGCAGACGCGCACUUUGGGGAGUCGGCGCCGACGGGCACGGGGGGGGUCAAGACCGCCGAGGACGCGAUGCAGCGCCUACAAGCAAUGGUGGGGCGCGCCCUGGCCGGGGACGCGGCCUCGAGCCGCAUGGACGAGGACGAAGCUGACGUCAGCUGGCCCAGCCGCAGCGCUGCGGCGCGGGACGGGCCGCCGGAGGACCCCGCGGACCUUCGCGUGGACCGCGACGUCGCGUGGGUCCGCGGCGCCGCGGAGAAGCUCUCGCGGCUCCUUCCGCGGCUGCUCCCGCCCCUGUGCAUGCACCCGAAGCCCUCAGUGCGCGCAGCGACGGCGGUCGCCGUGUCGCAGAUGCUCACGCGCUGCCCGCUGGCGCUCGCGCCGUGCGUGGCGACGCUGCUCGAGGCCUCUCUCGAGCUGUCCCGGGACCCCUGGGCGCGCGUCAGCGCCCCCGCGGUGGCGUGUCUGGAGCGCGUCGCCAUUGGCGAGGAACCCACGACAGCAGCGCGGCGCGGGGGCGACGACGGCGACGGCGCGUCUGUGCGUAGAGCGGACAGGCCUCGCAAGAGCCUGUCGGGGCGGCGCGGCGCGCUGGACGGCGAGGCGAGCGCGGCGCCGGAUUUGGCAGUUGCGCUGCUGGGGGGGGGGUCGGGGGCGGCGCUGGGCCUCGAGGACGGUCCGAUCGGCGUGGAGCCGCUCGAGCCGCUCUUCGGCGGGGCGUUCGAGGACGCGGACGGGCUGGGGAAGGAGGAUGGCGGGGCGUCGGACGCGCGGGGUGUGGAGAUGGAUGACACGGGCAGGGGGGUCGGUGCGAUCGAUACGGAGACGCUGGUGCGGUAUCUGGACGGCGACAGAAGCGUGGAUCCGUUCAGGCUCGCGUGGGGGGGCGCAGAUGGCGAGGAGCGCGAGGCGGGGGAGCUGGAGGCGGGCGAAGACGCGCAGGGGGGGUUGGCUCCUGUCAGGAUCCCGGGCCGGGCGCUGGAGCGGCUGCUUCUGGACCUCAUGGUCGACGGGCCCAAGGCCCUCAAGGCCGGGUCGGCGGAGUGCGCCGCGCACAUGGGCCGGCUCGCUGCCGCCAUCUCCGUCGCCGGGCCGGAGCGGACGUGCGCGGUGCUGAUCGCGUCCUCGCGCGGUCUCCCGGCGGUGGUCGACCUGGCCUGCCAGGCGUUCGCGCCGGACGCGGGCAGCGCGGCGCUCCUGCUGCACGCACGCGGCGACACGGGCGCGUGGACGGUGCUUGACGGCGAUGCCGCGGCACAGGCCGAACCAGCGCCGCUCCUGCCGCGCAUGUCCCCGGGGCUGCAGUACAUCACGAGCAAGGAGCUGUACGACGCCGUGGCUCUGGUGAUGCGCUGCCUCGGCCGCUGCGCCGCCGUCGGCGGAGCGACACACCCCCGGGGGCAUGCUGCAACGACCACCAGCGCUAGCGCGGCGACAAAAGCCUCGCUGGCGAUCCUCUGCGAGACCUUCCUCGAGAGGCUCACGGCCGCUAUACACACGCGCGCGCCAGGCCCCGGCGGCGCGCCGUGGCAGGCCAGCGCGGCCGCAGCAGCCAUGACCCUCUCGGAGGUCAUGUUCGGCGCUUCCGCGGCCUGGCAGCCGCCGGACGGCAUCCUGCAGCGCCUGCGCAUCGCGUCCCAGCAGCGGACUACCACGGACCGCCUCGUGGCCAUGGCAGAGCGCGCCGUCGAGGCCGCCACGGCGCCCGCUGUCCUGCGCCUUCACACCGCGCAGGGCGACGCCCACGAGCAGCACGCCGCGACGUUCUCGGAGCUCGGCCUUUCCGCGGCGCUCCUGCGCGCGUGUCUCGAGCUCACCGGCACGCUCGCUCGCGCGCUGCCCACCGCGUUCCCCGCGCGGGCGUCGCUGUUGGCGACAGUGCUUGUGCCGCUGCUUGAGCGCGCUGAGGACCCCGCGGGGGCCGUCGCGGCGGCCGCGGAGGCGGCGCUGGGCUCGGUGUGCGUGCACUGCGGGUUCGGGUCGCUCCGGCGGCUGCUGGCGGCGAACUCGGACCAUGUUGUCCGCGAGAUCUGCCAGCAGCUGCGGCACCUCGACGCGCACCCGCGCGCGCCACGGCUGCUCGCGAGUCUCCUGAGGCGCACGGGCGCGGCGCCGGACAUCCUCCCGCUCCUCGCGGAGCCCGCUGCGGCCGCCUUCAAGGGUCUGUCUGUGUGGGCGCGCAGGAACCAGGCCGCACAGGUCCGCCCGUUCCUCGCCGUGCUGGCCGAGAUGGCCAAGGGCGCCGCGGAGGAGGGCCGCAUCCUCGCGGACGACGCCGAGAGGUCGCGCGACGAGCACGCGUCGAAGGCGGCCGCGAGGAGCCACGCGGAAGACGCAGCGAUGGACGGGAGCGCGGCGCCGGGGACGACGCAACCGGUGGAAGUCCGGGAGUACUUCCUGGGCCGCAAGCGCGACCGCGACGCGGCCGACCCGGCGACGGACGCGGCCGAGGGGAGUGGCGAGUACACCCCCCCUCUGCCCGGCAUGUCCGCUGCACUGCGCGAGGAGAUCGCGCAGCGGCGGACGCGCGCGACGGCGUGCGCGUCGCUCUGCGGGCAGAUCGUGGAGUCCGCGUCGGACCUCGCGUCCAGCCCGGACGUCACCUCCGCGGUCACAGCGCUCUCGACGUGCACCGCCGCACUGCACGCGCUGGCCGGGGCGCAGCGCGCGCUCGCCGCCGACGCCGCGACCGUCGACGCGCUCCUCCCGGACCCGCACCCGCACCGCUCGGACCUCCUCGGCACCAGCGCGCGCCCCCCGCCGGAGCUCCUCCCCUCCGUGCACGCCGUCUGGUACCCCCUGGCCACGGUGCUGCGGGGACCGACCGACGGCCGCGCACCCGUGGUGGAGGCCGCCCUGGACGCGCUCGCGGACGUCGCGGUCAGCACAGACGGCUCGUUCCUCGCGCGGCGGGUCGCGACUGACGCGUGGCCCGCGAUCCGAGCGCUGCUGCUGUACGGCAGUGGGCUGGGGUCGGCCGGUGGGCCGCGGACGCUGACGACGGGGACGGCGCUGGAGGAGGAGGGCGCGCGGAGGAAGGGCGUCGCGGCGCUCGUGGACCCGUCGCUCGACAUGAGCGCGCAGGGUGUCGUGGCGCCCGCUGCGUCCGCGGCGGCGGUGGCGCGGGCGCAGCAGCAGCUGAUGGGGUUGCGGGCGGCGGCGGCGGGCGGGGCGCGCGCGAUCGAGGCGCCCGUCGAGACCGGCGCGCUCGCGACGACGGGCGCCGCGCGCGUGCGCUGUGCCGCCGCGCGGUGCCUCGCCACGAUGGCGCGAGCGCCCGAGGGCGCGCGGCGCUCAGGAUGGUCGGCGGCGACGCCCUCGACGCCGUCCUGCCGCUCACGGGCCCGAGCGGCGGCGCCGCGGCGUCCGCGGUGCGCGAGGCAGCGGUGCAGGCCGCGCACGCGCUCUCCGCGAUGGACCCGGACGCCGCGUGGGUGGUGUUGA